Gorilla gorilla gorilla (western lowland gorilla) is the source of this 1528-nucleotide messenger RNA. It is a transcript of the gene MED8, whose product is annotated as mediator complex subunit 8. The transcript is spliced from 8 exons. Gene Ontology annotation, cellular component: core mediator complex; mediator complex. The coding region runs from base 90 to 995 and encodes 301 amino acids. Gene Ontology annotation, molecular function: RNA polymerase II cis-regulatory region sequence-specific DNA binding; transcription coregulator activity. Gene Ontology annotation, biological process: regulation of transcription by RNA polymerase II. NCBI's taxonomy places the organism in Eukaryota, Metazoa, Chordata, Mammalia, Primates, Hominidae. The record is from RefSeq and is a predicted model, not a curated record.
UUUUCUGAUUGGUGGACGAAGCCUUCUCGUAGGCGUUUGCUGACUGGAAAACCGGAAGUGAAAUCGUUGCAGCCGCCUCGGCCGCCGCAAUGCAGAGAGAGGAGAAGCAGCUUGAGGCAUCAUUAGAUGCACUGCUGAGUCAAGUGGCUGAUCUGAAGAACUCUCUGGGGAGUUUCAUUUGCAAGUUGGAGAACGAGUAUGGCCGGCUGACCUGGCCAUCUGUCCUGGACAGCUUUGCCUUGCUUUCUGGACAGCUGAACACUCUGAACAAGGUCUUGAAGCAUGAAAAAACACCGCUGUUCCGUAACCAGGUUAUCAUUCCUCUGGUGUUGUCUCCAGACCGAGAUGAAGAUCUCAUGCGGCAGACUGAAGGACGGGUGCCUGUUUUCAGCCAUGAGGUAGUCCCUGACCAUCUGAGAACCAAGCCUGACCCUGAAGUGGAAGAACAGGAGAAGCAACUGACGACAGAUGCUGCCCGCAUUGGUGCAGAUGCAGCCCAGAAGCAGAUCCAGAGCUUGAAUAAAAUGUGUUCAAACCUUCUGGAGAAAAUCAGCAAAGAGGAGCGAGAAUCAGAGAGUGGAGGUCUCCGGCCGAACAAGCAGACCUUUAACCCUACAGACACUAAUGCCUUGGUGGCAGCUGUUGCCUUUGGGAAAGGACUAUCUAAUUGGAGACCUUCAGGCAGCAGUGGUCCUGGCCAGGCAGGCCAGCCAGGAGCUGGGACGAUCCUUGCAGGAACCUCAGGAUUACAGCAGGUGCAGAUGGCAGGAGCUCCAAGCCAGCAGCAGCCAAUGCUCAGUGGGGUACAAAUGGCUCAGGCAGGUCAACCAGGGAAAAUGCCAAGUGGAAUAAAAACCAACAUCAAGUCGGCUUCCAUGCAUCCCUACCAGCGGCCCUCCUGCCUGGGUUUCAUUCUGGCUAUCCCUCUAAGGCGCAAGGUGAAGAAGCUUCUGGGCCAGGAAGGAAAAAAAAAUGCCCACCUGCAGCUCUGGUGAAGCUUGGACCUGCUCUCCUUUCUAUCCUCUAAGGAGCCAACUUGGCUUUUACCUGGCAAAUAGUCAUAAAGUCCCCUAUCCUUUACCCCACCUUAUACACACGAGGCUUUCUCAGGAAGUGGCUCUGCCAGGCAGGACUAUGUGGGAAAGGGUUUUUCCUUAGCACAUGAAAAAGCCCCUUCCCCUGGACUCAUGUUUCUUAUUUUGGAGGGAGAAGGGAAUUGCACUUCACACUGCCAUCAGGGUUUAGUUGACCUCAUAAUGGUGCCCACUUUCUCGACUUUGGCCAGGAUUUCCUUCAAAGGAAACGACUUUCCUUCAUUUCCCUAAGCCUGUGGCCCAAAUGGUGGACCAGAAUGAUGGUGGGAGGGGGCAACCCCCAGUAGCUUUGCCUGCUUUUAUAAAGUUGAACAAAUUGAAUUUAGACAUUCAGGCUAACCUGCCUUUCUUAGUACUCCUUUGUUGGCAUGGGCAGGGGUUGAGUCAGCAGAAGUGGACCAAAGGAUUCCUCUGAAUAAAGUUAUUUAAAUUGA